Messenger RNA from Ogataea haglerorum, 327 nucleotides. RefSeq lists its product as uncharacterized. The coding region runs from base 1 to 327 and encodes 108 amino acids. The record is from RefSeq and is a predicted model, not a curated record. Lineage: Eukaryota; Fungi; Ascomycota; Pichiomycetes; Pichiales; Pichiaceae. Gene Ontology annotation, molecular function: metal ion binding; protein folding chaperone; ATP binding. The transcript has 2 exons. Gene Ontology annotation, cellular component: mitochondrial matrix.
AUGCACAUCACACUGCCCAGGAUCACUUUUAUUUGGCCCGAGUUUAGAAAACUUCGAGAAAUUUUACUCAAUGGUAAAGUCAAGCCUUCGCAAAAAACAGCCUCCGGUAUCUACAUCCCAGAAAAGAACCAGGAGAAGCUUAACAUCGCCAAUGUGAUUGCCGUUGGUCCUGGCAUUACGAACCCGAACGGUGAGGUGACCAAGGUGAGCGUUAAUGCCGGCGACAAAGUUCUUAUCCCACCAUUUGGCGGCGCCAAUGUCAAGGUCGGCAAUGAGGAAUACCUGAUUUUCAGAGACUCUGAUCUGCUAGCCAAGAUCGAAGAGUAA